AAGUAUCAGGCUGUUGUAAGGCACAAUUACAAGAUGGGUCCUUUAUUGUUAAGUCAAGUCCGGGAUUUGCAGCCAAAUGUCCAGGAAAACGUGAAACCAGAACAAAUGAAGAAAUAUCUGAUCAUGAUGGAUUCACUAACCAGUGAAGAAUUAAACAGCUCAAACCCAAAGAUUAUGAAGGAAUCUCGGAUCAGGCGCAUAGCACAAGGCUCUGGUUGCCAUGUAGGAGAUGUUAUGAAGAUGUUGGAGCAUUACAAGCAACUCGCAAACAUGUGCACCAGAAGAAAAAUGGAUAAUAUGGCUCGAAUGAUUUCAAGAGGCCGGAUGCCAUCAGGCGCCGGCAUGAGUGGUGAUCUCAUGAAUAUGUUCCGACAGCUGAGUUCAUCAGCAGGCAUGGCCAGAAUGCUCAGCGAAGCGAUUUAGGCAAAUCUUCCGCAAUAUUUAAUGGUCCACCAAACCACAGUGAGUGGUGGUUGAAAAAUGAGUUAAUGGUGAUUGCAGACCAUUAAACGAGCAACCUUACAAAUA
Molecule: messenger RNA, 528 nt
Organism: Coffea arabica (coffee)
Lineage: Eukaryota; Viridiplantae; Streptophyta; Magnoliopsida; Gentianales; Rubiaceae
Source: RefSeq, a predicted model, not a curated record